AUGUCCGACUUCACCACGUUAUUGAGCGGGCUCUGGUUUCAGGGUGUGACGCCGCACCAAUACCGGCGGGAGAUGCGGCGCGACUUGUGCGCACACGCGACCGGAGAUCUCAUUCAGCAGUUGGAAGCGCUGGGGAUCGAAAUUCCCCCGCAGGACGCAGGCCGGGUACCAGAGGGGGGGGCAGUGGUGCGGGAGAGGAACGCUGGUAUGGAAGAUGUGAGGCAAGCACCGGUCAGUCAAGCCGGGGAUGACGCACGGGUAACGGCGAUGAUGAGGGAAAUGGCGACUAUGAAGAACGAUGUGAUGUUCCUGGACGCGAGCUUCACCGUCAUAGGCAAUUUUGUGGGAUUGAGGCGCGAGGAGGUGGUGUCCGCUGCAACCCAACUACUGAUGCAAGGCAACCCCGUGAGAUCCGGCGCGAAAGCAGAGGCAAGUGGCACCAAGAAUGCCCCACACACUCCACAGCGUCCAUCCGGUCGCAAGAGGCGUGAUGACAGCAGUCCAGAGGAGGAUGUUGUACGCAAUGCCACCCGUAUUGCGCUGGCCUCCUCGUUCGCUGCAUGUGAUCCGACAGCGCGCUUGCUGCAAAACCCGCUGCUGUCGCGAGGGACCAUACCUCACUGGAUGUUCACCCGCGAGAGACUGCUGCUCGGGGUGACGGUGCCGGCUGGAGCUGAUGCGUGGGGAGAUACGAGCGGCCACGAGACGGUGAAGGCAGAAGAAGAAGAGGAUCUCGUGUCAGACACGGAGGACGAAGAGGAUGGUGACGACACGUGUGCAACGAAGUACACAGGAGUCAAGUUGGAGAAAGCAUCAGGCAAGUUCGGCGUGAAGAUCCUGAUCAAGGUAGGAGGAAAGCGUAAGCAACAGCGGCUGGGUGCAUACACAUCGGAGGAGGAGGCGGCGUUUGCGUACGCCGCAGGUGCGUUCGUCCUGAGGCCACGAGACAAGAUACCCAACACGGUCAGUCUGUCAGCCGCAGAGAAGGCGAUGCUGCGUGGAUGCACCAAGGAAGAUCUGCAGCUCCUAGUGGAAGCGCGGAGGUGGUGGAGGUGGCGGAGCUGGAGGGAGGCGCGGGAGGGCGUGAACUGGAAGGUGAAACGAGGGAGGAAGCGAGUGGUUGCCACGCGCACGUCAAAGAGGCAGAGGGUGGUGGAUAGCAACAACAAGGCGGCCAACGAACUAGACGACCCUGACAAUGUGGACACCGACGGCGAUGACGUGCGCAUCUCGAGCAGGGUUCUCGAGCAACUCAUCCGGGCUCAGGACAGGAGCGCCAAGGAGAACGCGCGGUUGGAGGCGCUGUUCUUGAAUGCAAUGGCGCAGCCUUCUGGUGGAUCUCGUAAGCGUAAGGCUCAGAAGCAGAGAGACCCGGAGCAGGGGUGCAUGAACCCGAAGCGUAAGCGUGGCGAGACAUGGAGCGGCGGGUCGGACGAUGACGGAGAGGACAACGAGGAAGAUACGCAUGGUUCUGGUGGUCGUCAUAUGCGUACUGCAAAGUCUCCUAUUCUGCAACGCGCGUUGGUGCAUCUGCCGACAGACAAGGCGUGGAAGCGGGUGUGCGAGCUGGCCAGAGUUCACAUGUUUCUCAACAGGCCCACGUCGUCGAUGACCUUCUACCCGAGCAGCGACGAUAAGACUCACGGAGUGUGCGCGGUGCUGGACCGCCUGCCUCACAGCUUCGCCUGUUUGGCGUUGGCGGCUGACAAGUCGCGACGGGCGGAUCUCAACAAGACGCUGUCGGAGUGGAAGACAAGGGCUGCCGCUCAAGUGCGAGACAUUGCACUUCCCAAGCUCGGCCUAUUCCGGGACGACAGGGAUGCAUCCAGCCCGUGGGCACCUGAAAAGGAGCGUAGUAUCGAGAAGAUAUGGGAGCGGAUUGGGCUUGGCGCUGACCCCCCUGAUGUGGUGUGCAGAAACUCUAGUGCUGACCAGCUGGGCGCACGACAGGGAUGGCAUGCCGUUUGCCUCCCGGGCGUUCGCGACAUGUGCGAAGGCUGCCUUCAGACGAAGAAGGCAGGGCUAGUGAUGACCCUUAAGGUCUCCGACUGCGUCCUCUACUGGGAGGCGCGGAAAGGCCGGCUCUCCAACUCGGCGGGCGGGAACGCCCACGUUGUGGAUGGGCUCAAGGUCCUGGUCAAGGAGGCCGUGGAGAGGGCAAUCCGUAUCCGCAACCCCGAGUAUGACGCGGAGCGCGAGGCGUGGAUUUGGGGGCGCCAUGGCCUGCGCAUCUCUGCGUGCGGCCUGGAGCACAUGAAGCCCGCGGCCGCCGCCCAGUCCGAAGGCAUCGUAGGGGACGACGACCUUUGGGCGUCACUUGGUGCUGAGUAG
This is a messenger RNA of Closterium sp. NIES-65, 2331 nucleotides long. The record is from the annotation of a GenBank genome assembly. Lineage: Eukaryota; Viridiplantae; Streptophyta; Zygnematophyceae; Desmidiales; Closteriaceae.